UUCCCACAGGUGUAACAGGAGUCCUGACCGCACACACCCCUACUAUUCACAACAAAGUCAACACGGUUCUCUGAAAGGAGGAUCGGCAUCUGGUCACGGGUGUUUGGGAGCACCCAGGGGUUUAAAUCCAGGCAUCCCUUCUUUGACCCGGAGUCCAAACAUGUCUUUAGAACAGUCAGAACUUUGCAAUUUAGCUCCUAUACAAACUCAACCUCAACCGAAGAACCCACUCACCACAGAGCAGCUUCCUAAACCCACCACUGGGGUACCUCUGGGACAGGAAAACAUUGCUGUAUUGCAUGAUUAUAGAGUACUCCUCACCGAGUCCCAGCAGACUCUCUUGGCUAUAAAUUAUAUACCCGGCAGAUGUUGCUUUUGCUGCCCUGUGCCAGUAGGAUACCGGCUGACAGAUGCCUCAGAGAACGAUGUUAUUUUCACAGACUCUAUUGAUACCAAGAAGAAAUCAAUGGGGAUUACCACUCCGACUGGAGAACCCAUAGGCCAUGUACAGGUAAAAUCAGAUAUACACCAGAAUUUCCUGAGGAUGUCAAUUCAGCUGCCUAUUGGAGAGCCAAAGUUUACCGCUGUUGUGCCAGGUUGGGACGCCAUGAAAAACCGAGAGUUGGACAAAGUAGAGAUAACCAGCGUACCAGGAAAUAAGUGUGUGGCCCGGAUAGAGCGUUCAAGAAGACCAGGAAGUUCUACACAGGUCAUCUUCUAUUUUACUAUGGACAUGGAAGUCACUACAAAAGCCAUCAUCCUCAUUUCCUACCUGUGCCUGAAGAAGCGAUUUGACGCAGAUGAGCGGGCGUAUGUGCAAAGCCAGCAUGUAGGAGACGGAAAUGGAGGAGGAGGAUAAGCAUUGAAGAAUAGCUUAACACCUUUCCCAACAACGGUGACCCCAAAAAUCAAAGACUUUAUCCUCACUACGCCGUGUCCAGGAGCUGGGUCAUGUGUGAUGGAAGCUGUACACAUUCCUUAUAUUGCUGGAUGGAGUGGUGAAGGGUUACUGUAGAGCCUCUUGAUUUUUACUGCUGUGUCUGGGGAGAUUUCACUUCCUGUGUGGUCACAAUGGCAGGAAGUGAGGAUAGGGGGCACAAAACACCAAUAAAAACAUAUUUUUGGGGGAAUUUACAGAAUAUUUGAAA
Molecule: messenger RNA, 1148 nt
Organism: Rana temporaria (common frog)
Lineage: Eukaryota; Metazoa; Chordata; Amphibia; Anura; Ranidae
Exons: 8
Coding region: 161-859 (232 amino acids)
Source: RefSeq, a predicted model, not a curated record